AGCUUGCUAGACCUCAUCCUUUCAUUCGGCGCCAACAUUAAUAAAGGAUGUUUUGCCGUCAUUGUGGGAAAAAGUUGUUAGAGAACAAGCCACAUUUUUGCAGUAGUUGUGGCAAGAGACUCUGAGAAAGUCUUGAAACAACGUCUUUGGCUCAACCCACCGAUGGACCAACUUCAGUAUCCCAGAAUCCUCCUUCCAACCCAACCCCAAGAUUAAAAACCUUUCUGGAAUACCGGAAGAAAAAAGCAGAGGAAAGACAAAAUUUCUCCUUUGGUAAAAUGCGGGAAAAGAAAAAGGAAAAAAGGAAAGUGCAGCUGUUUACUAGGAUGUGAAGGAAGGAUUAUGGCUGCUCUGCUUUUGUCACGGUCGUGGGAUGAAAAGGACACAGGCGCAGAGUAGAGAUUCUGACAUCACCACUCAAAGUCUUCUUGAUCAGAGUGUGAAGAAAAUGAGGGACUUCAACCAAGACUUGGAUGAAGGAGCCUUCAUCCUUCUGUAUCCAGAUGGAUCUGAAGUCAUCAAUACCCCUGGGACACAAAGACCUUUUAUUUUAGAAGAAUAUAAGGCAGAUUUAGGCAAAGCAUAUCAAAGGAUCAUAUUUUUUAUCUGCCCAAAGAAGGACUUUGAAAAAGCAAUUUCAACCUCUGCAUGAAAGCAGUCCAAUGCAGAUGAAUACAGAGGAUAUUGGUCCAAGUACCUCUGGAUGUCAUGGAACGACGAGUACUUAUUACAGCAACUACACAGACCUGUAUGCACCUAUCGUCAUUGAUGACGAUGAUGACGAGGAUGAAGCUCUAACUGUCAAAGAAACAAAUGAGGCAUCUUCUAAAGAACCUAUGCAUACAAGUGCACCUGAAAUAAUUGCAAAUUUGGCGCUUCCCAUUGACCACAAGAAAGUCAGCAGAUUCAACGUGUCCAGAUCUAAUGUAUGGGAUGGUGCUGUCAGAGGUUUUCAGCGUUGCACAUACUCUAAGGAGAAUGACAUGUUUGUAAAGUUUACUGAUGAUGCUGGCUCCCCUGAAGAAGGCCUUGAUACUGGCGGACCAAGGUGGGAAUUCCUCACUCUUCUGAUGAAUGAUCUGAAGCAUCACACUAUCUUUGAUGGACCUCCAGAAAGCCGUUACCUGGUGUGCAACUCUACAGCUGUCAGGGAAAAUGAAUAUGUCCUGGCAGGAAAGCUCAUUGCUGUGUCUAUUGUACACGGGGGACCAGCACCACAUUUCCUGUCAAAGGACCUCGUUAACCACAUUGUAGGGAAUCGCAGUUUUGGUGCCACUGUGGAAGAUAUCACAGAUGAGCAGAUAGGGAGAGUUCUGCAUCAGCUCCAUGUUCCAGACUGCUGGAUGCUUCCUACAUGUGAAGAGUUCUGAGGAUAGGCAAACUGUUGUGGAGGAAUACCUCAGAUGGUAUAUUCUACACAGAAACCAGAGUGUUAUUCAAAGAUUCAAAGAAGGACUUGCAAGUCUACAGUUUUUGACCGCACUCCAGCAGCAUCCGUGUGUGUUGGCCCCACUCUUGUGCCACUCUCAGAAUAACCUGACAGCUGCUGACAUGGAAAGACUGUUUAGUCCACACCUCAGUCCAGCAGGAAGUAACAGUCAUCAGAAAGAAGGCAAAGCACUUGGAUUUUGGGCAAAUUUUCUUCUUGAUUGUGAAG
This is a messenger RNA of Esox lucius (northern pike), 1657 nucleotides long. RefSeq names its product G2/M phase-specific E3 ubiquitin-protein ligase. The transcript is spliced from 10 exons. Gene Ontology annotation, molecular function: ubiquitin-protein transferase activity. The record is from RefSeq and is a predicted model, not a curated record. NCBI's taxonomy places the organism in Eukaryota, Metazoa, Chordata, Actinopteri, Esociformes, Esocidae. The coding region runs from base 663 to 1370 and encodes 235 amino acids.